Molecule: messenger RNA, 447 nt
Organism: Scleropages formosus (Asian bonytongue)
Lineage: Eukaryota; Metazoa; Chordata; Actinopteri; Osteoglossiformes; Osteoglossidae
Gene: pnrc2
Product: proline-rich nuclear receptor coactivator 2
Exons: 1
Coding region: 1-447 (148 amino acids)
Source: RefSeq, a predicted model, not a curated record
AUGGGAGGAGGAGAGAGGUACAACAUUCCAGUAUCGCAUCCAGAGCGCACUGUGGCCAAGAAGAACCGCCAGAUGGGCGGGAGCAAGUCACGGGGCCGAAACCACAAUGGGUCGGCUCCACUUCGGACGGCAGCAGGGGCUGCUGGGGGCCAGCCACAUGGGCCCCAGAGCGGUGACAACAACCCCAGCUGCCCUUGGUCUCCUGAGGCACGGCAGGCCGUGCCAGGCGAAAGGAGCACCGUCUGCUUUGCCUCUGUUUCCCACUUUAACACAUUACUGGUUAGUCAAUGCAGCCAGAACUAUGCUGGGGCCAAGUUCAGUGACCCACCAUCCCCCAGUGUGCUGCCCAAGCCACCCAGCCACUGGGUGGCCCUCCCCAUGACUUCUUGUGAUCGCCGGGAGGUGAUGGCUUUCCAGCUAAAGAGUCUUCUCAAAGUCCAGGCCUGA